Molecule: messenger RNA, 4528 nt
Organism: Dioscorea cayenensis subsp. rotundata (Guinea yam)
Lineage: Eukaryota; Viridiplantae; Streptophyta; Magnoliopsida; Dioscoreales; Dioscoreaceae
Product: indole-3-acetaldehyde oxidase-like
Exons: 11
Coding region: 1-4383 (1460 amino acids)
Molecular function (GO): FAD binding; oxidoreductase activity; 2 iron, 2 sulfur cluster binding
Source: RefSeq, a predicted model, not a curated record
AUGGUUAUGGGAGUAGAUGAUUGGAAGUCAUUGGAUUCAAAUUCAACGAUUGAUAGAGAGACGUCAAACCGGUCCUCUCACCAACCUCUACUCCUACGUUGUUGUUCCUUCUCGGUUCUGCGAGCUCUUCUCGUGGAUCCAUGGCGAAAUCCUGGCCGCAAUUUGGUGUUUGCUAUCAAUGGGGAGCGUUUCGAGCUCUCUGAUGUUGAUCCUUCCACUACUCUGCUUGAAUUUUUGCGAACUGAGACGCGAUUCAAGGGCGCAAAGCUCGGAUGUGGAGAAGGUGGUUGCGGGGCUUGUGUUGUUCUAUUGUCAACCUAUGAUGUGUCAUGCGGACGAGUGAAUCAGUUCUCUGUGAGCUCAUGCCUCACUCUUCUUUGCAGUAUAAAUCUCUGUUCGGUUAUGACCAUUGAGGGGAUUGGAAAUAGUAAGGAUGGUUUUCAUUCAAUUCAAGAGAGGUUUGCAGGUUUCCAUGCUUCUCAGUGUGGUUUUUGUACUCCUGGAAUGUGCAUGUCUCUUUGUUCUGCUCUUGUCAAUGCUGACAAAACCAAUAGGCCUGAACCUCCACAUGGAUUUUCAAAGAUCACUGUUGCUGAAGCAGAGAAAGCUAUUGCCUGUAACCUAUGUAGGUGCACUGGUUACCGGCCUAUUGUGGAUGCCUGCAAAAGUUUUGCUGCUGAUGUUGAUUUAGAAGAUUUAGGCCUCAAUUCAUUUUGGAAGAAAGGGGAUAAACAUGUGAAUGUAAACAUGUUGCCUUUCUAUGAUGGAACUCAAAAUGGACUUGGCACAUUUCCUGACUUCCUAAAGUCCGAAAUCGAAUCCUCAAUCCGUAGUUGUUCUGAUCCGUUGUCAGAAAACGGAGGUAAUUCUAGUAGAGCAGCAGCUGAUGCCUCAAAUCCAAUCGAGAAUGUGAAGUUGGCACAGGGCCGUUGGUAUCGUCCUAGUAGUAUCGAUGAACUUAGAACAAUAAUGUUUUCUGAAAGACUGAAUGGGAUGAGUAAUGUAAAAUUGGUUGCUGGUAACACAGGUUCUGGUUACUAUAAGGAAGAGGAUAUUUUUGACAAAUAUAUUGAUAUCAGAGGAAUCCCAGAACUUUCAGUGGUGAAAAGGAAUAACAGAGGCAUUGAAAUCGGGGCAGCUGCCACAAUUUCUUGGGUUAUUGAAGUUCUGAGAGAAGAAAGUGAAGGCUUGCAGUUAAAUGAAAGAUUGAUGUUUAACAAAAUUGCUGAUCAUAUGAAUAAGGUUGCUACACAAUUUAUUCGAAAUACUGCCAGUCUGGGAGGUAAUCUCAUCAUGGCCCAAAGAAGACAGUUUCCAUCAGACAUUGCAACAAUACUUCUUGCAGCAGGUUCAACUGUCUGUAUUGAUGUGGGCUCAGAAAAGAUAACUCUCUCCCUUGAGGAGUUCUUGGAGAGCUCCGCAUGCGACAGCUCAACCUUGCUUCUGAGUGUCCAUAUUCCAUUCUGCACUCCGUUCAUCCACUCUUUAUCUGGAAUUAAUGGAAUUAAUGACAUAACUAAUUCCAAAUCCACAAAGGAAUGCAAUUUACUGUUUGAAACUUACAGAGCAUCGCCACGCCCUCUUGGAAAUGCUCUGGCUUAUCUGAAUUCAGCUUUCAUGGCUCAUAUUUCUAUGGAUGAGGUUUCUGGGGAUCAUUUUGUGGAAAAUGUGCGUCUUGUUUUUGGUGCUUAUGGAUGCGAGCACGCUAUUAGAGCAAAAGAAGUUGAGAAGUUUUUAGUGGGUAAAACUAUGACCGUAUCUGUUCUGCUUGAAGCAAUCAAAUUACUUAAAAAAACUAUCGUACCAAAAGAUGACACCCCACAUUCUACUUAUAGAUCAAGUUUGGCGGUUGGUUUUUUAUUUAGAUUUCUGCAACCAAUUGCUCAAGGUUUGGCAGGGCCUCUUAGAAAUGUUCCUGUGGUAUCAUGCAGUACUGAAGAAAUCGUUGAAGAUCAUAAUAGCAUCAUCAGAAAAUCCAUCGGUUUGAACAAAGAGGAUUGUCAUCAAAUUUAUGAUGAUGAUGAUGAUGAUGAUUCGCAUUUAUCUUCCAAACAGGUAUUAAAAUUUAAUGCUGAUUAUUGUCCUGUUGGUGAACCAAUUAAAAAGGCAGGAGCUCUUGUUCAAGCUUCAGGUGAGGCAGUUUUUGUGGAUGAUAUACCUUCUCCCAAAGGUUGUCUUUAUGGAGCAUUCAUUUACAGCACACGCCCGUUAGCUCAUGUUAAAGGCUUUGAGUUCAAAUCAACUCUAGCAUCAGAAAAGAUCAUCAGUGUUGUUUCUUCCAAGGAUAUCCCUAGUGGUGGAAAAAAUACUGUGGUAAAUCCUGUGUUAGGAGUGGAACCAGUGCUUGCAAGCAACCUUACCGAGUAUGCUGGUCAACCUCUUGGUAUUGUGAUUGCAGAAAAGCAGAGGUUUGCUAAUAUGGCAGCAAAACAAGCAAUUGUCAACUAUAGCACAGAGAAUUUAGAACCACCAAUUUUAUCAAUAGAAGAUGCUGUAAAAAAAUCCAGUUUCUUUGAGAUCCCUCCUCGUUUCUAUCCUAAGCAGAUUGGUGAUUUUUCCAAAGGAAUGGAGGAAGCUGAUCACAAGAUUCUCUCUGCUGAGGUUUUGCUUGGUUCUCAGUAUCAUUUUUAUAUGGAAACUCAAACAGCCCUAGCCAUACCAGAUGAAGAAAACUGCAUGUUGGUCUAUAGUUCAACGCAGAUCCCAGAGGCUACACAGAGAACCGUUGCUGAAUGCCUUGGCAUACCACAUCACAAUGUCCGUGUGAUCACAAGAAGAGUUGGAGGAGGUUUCGGAGGGAAAGUUUCAAAAUCAGUGCAUAUUGCGGCUGCUUGUGCACUAGCGGCAUAUAAGUUGCGCUGUCCAAUUCGAAUGUACCUAGAUCGCAAAACUGAUAUGGUAAUGGCAGCAGGACGACACCCAAUGAAAGUAAAUUACUCAGUUGGUUUCAAAUCUAGUGGGAAGAUUACGGCUUUGCAUGUAGAUGUGUUCAUCAAUGCAGGCAUUUCUGAAGACAUAAGCCUACUAUUGCCAUUUAGUAUCAUGGCAGGACUGAAAAAAUACAAUUGGGGCUCCCUCUCUUUUGAUCCAAUGGUUUGCAAAACAAAUAUUUCAUCAAAAUCAGCCAUGCGUGGCCCUGGUGAGACACAAGGAUCUUUUAUUGCCGAAGUUGUUAUUGAGCAUGUGGCAUCAAUUCUGUCCAUCCAUUCUGAUUCAAUUAGAAAGAUGAAUCUUCAUGACUUCAAAAGCCUCACAAAGUUUUAUGAAGGUGCUGCAGGAGAACCUUUUGAAUAUACUUUACCUUCUAUUUUCAAUAAAUUCACAUUAUACUCGAGUUAUCAGGAUCGUGCUGAAAUGAUCCAGCAGUUCAAUAGCUGCAACAGAUGGAAAAAACGUGGUCUCUCCUGUGUACCCAUUAUAUAUCAAGUAUCGGUCAGGCCAACUCCAGGGAAAGUCGGCAUUCUAAAUGAUGGUUCAAUUAUUGUAGAAGUUGGAGGAGUGGAAAUAGGCCAGGGACUCUGGACGAAAGUAAAGCAAACAGCAGCUUUUGCUCUUGGACAACUAUGGGAUGAUAGAAUUCAGGACCUUCUGGAGAGGGUAAGAGUUAUUCAAGCGGAUACAUUUAGUCUUAUUCAAGGAGGAUAUACAGCAGGGAGCACCACAUCUGAAUCGAGCUGUGAAGCUGUUCGUCUUGCCUGCAAUAUCCUGAUUGACAGACUAAAGUUUCUCAAGGACAGCUUGCAACAGAAAAUGGGUUCAAUUUCAUGGGAUACCUUAAUACUCCAAGCAAAAACUCAAGCAGUCAAUUUAUCAGCAAGUUGUUACUGGGUUCCUGACCCUAGUUCAAAUAUAUAUCUAAAUUAUGGUGCUGCUAUAAGUGAGGUGGAGAUCGAUCUUCUUACUGGUGCUACCACGAUUUUGCAGGCGGAUCUUACCUAUGAUUGUGGCAAGAGCUUAAACCCUGCUAUUGAUUUAGGACAGAUCGAAGGUUCUUUUGUUCAAGGUAUUGGGUUUUUUAUGUCUGAGGAGUUCAUCACAAACUCUGAGGGAUUAGUAGUGACAGAUGGAACCUGGACAUACAAAAUUCCCACUGUUGACACCAUCCCAAAAAAAUUCAACGUCGAAUUUCUGGAAAGUGAGUAUCAUGAAAAGCGUGUUCUUUCCUCGAAAGCUUCUGGGGAGCCCCCUUUGCUUUUAGCAGCCUCAGUUCACUGUGCAGCAAGAGAAGCAAUCAAAGCAGCUCGAGAAGAAUUUAAUUGCACUUCCGCUUCUCCUGAUAUAUUUCAAAUGAAUGUUCCUGCAACCAUGCCAGUAAUCAAGGAACUCUGUGGUCUUGACAUCGUAGAAAGAUAUCUGGAGAAUUCAUUAUUUGCUCAAAACUGAAGAAAGUAUGAUGUCUUCCAAAUCAUUCAGUCUCAUCCUAUAAAUUAUAGCAAACUCCAUUCCACUGUAUGUAUUUCUUAAUCUUUACAAUCCUUAUUAUCAAAUUCUUAGUACUUCAAUAGCACUUAUCUUGGAUUUGUGUUCA